AUGGCACUGUGUACAUGGCUCACAGAGGAACAGCUAGCCUUCAAUGCAACUUUUGAGGAGGAGUACCUCAAGUGCCAAAAAAAAGGGAACUACAGUACCUUUUGGCAGCCUUUCUUUGAGAAAUGGGAAGAAAGAUGGCCUGUGAGGGCUUCCAUGUUUCCAGAUAUUCCCCCAGUUCAAAGUCUAACUGCAACUCAAUUAGAGGAAGAAGACCAAUUCAAAACUGCACUUCAGAAGCGCUUGAUGGUCGAAUUCUGUAACAAUUACAGAAAUUCAAAGCCUGGCCACAAGGCUGUGGCAGCAGGACCCACCACCAGUCAGAAACAACCUCUUAAGGAAAGUGAGGUCUAUACAAAAAUUGUCAAAGACGAGCUUAAUGCUAUCAAAUCACAAGCUGAGGCCCCCAAUGACAGGAAGACAAAUAUUCAGGUUGUUCGGAAGCACAUCGAGCAGUGUUGGAAUAAUGAGUCUGUUGAGGUGAAGCAGGAAAUUUCUCGACUUAUGAGAGAGAUGAGGGAAGCAGGAUGUGAGGUAGUGAAGCAGCAAGAAUCAUCCAAGGUGGCCAAUGUUAAUGACCUAAUUAUACUGAGACUCACCGAAAUUCCCUCAACUUUCUUUGGAGAGCUUCAUGAGGCCACAGGUUGGACUUUCAGCGUCCUGCUUGGUGGUCCUGACCCAUCAAAUGGAGGUGCAAUUGAUUUUAACAAUAAUGUCAUGGUACUGUACUAUGACUUUGUUUCUCAUGUUUUCCCUGAAGUGGGGACUUCAGAUCAAACAGUCGCCAACAAUGUUCUCAGUUCUCCCACUCUAGAUGAUAUUCCCACCAUUAAUGAUUCUCCAACUACUACAACCACAGCAGCUGAUACAUCACAUGGUUCACACACCACAUCCCUACAGCCAGACUUGGCAUCUAUCAUGCCUUCCUUGGAGCUUGGACAAGAAAAGGUAAUUAGUGCAUUACCUGCUGAAAAUUUCUUCCAAAACAUGCCCCCUGCUCCUCAAGACAAUGAGAUCAAUCAAGAGUUGAAUAUGCCCAUUCUGCCCAUGCCAGAGGGCUACAUACCCUUCCAUCUGCCACCCCCACUCUCUCUGGAUGCUAUGUCUACCUCUGAAUCUUUUGAUCUCAAGAGUUUCAACAAUGCUCUCAAAUCCAUGCAGUCCCAGGACAUCAUCACAGGAAUGAUUUCUUCCCCUCCCCACAUUCAUCAUCAGUUCAAUAAUUUCUUUAGAUUUUCUUCACCAACAGCGACUGCCUCUACCACAUCCACCAUCGCCCAUCUACCUGCAGCUCCAUCUACCACUCCCUCUACCACUCCUUCCAUGCCUGCUGCAACUUGUUCACCUGCUUUCGCAAUUUCCACCACCCCAGCUGUUACACCUUGCACCAUGCCUGCCAUCAGCCAUUCCACUACACCUGCUACAGCACCCUCACCAGCUGCACCCACAACUCCUGUGACACCAGGAAUGAGGCCUUCUCCUGUGGUUGAUGAACCUCCAGCAAAGCAUCAGAAAAAGGCUCAAUACACACAUCCAGGAGAGACAGAUCCGCCACAGCCUGUGGGCCAAGGAAAAUGGCAAUGA
This is a messenger RNA of Suillus subaureus, 1581 nucleotides long. RefSeq lists its product as uncharacterized. Lineage: Eukaryota; Fungi; Basidiomycota; Agaricomycetes; Boletales; Suillaceae. The transcript is spliced from 7 exons. The record is from RefSeq and is a predicted model, not a curated record. The coding region runs from base 1 to 1581 and encodes 526 amino acids.